This is a messenger RNA of Oryzias latipes (Japanese medaka), 1521 nucleotides long. RefSeq lists its product as uncharacterized. Lineage: Eukaryota; Metazoa; Chordata; Actinopteri; Beloniformes; Adrianichthyidae. The record is from RefSeq and is a predicted model, not a curated record.
CAGAUUGUCUCACCUGUGUCCUCUCAAUCAACAGCGGAAAGCUUCCAAAAAGGUUCAGAGCUGCCGGGCACAACCCUGACUUGUACAGUAGUUUGAUUUGAAUGCGGCUAAUAGACCGGAUCGCACUGGUCACUGAGAUAUGGCUACGACUGUGAGAUUUUUGCUCUUCUCUUGGUUGGUCUUUCAGACACACCACGUGAAUGCUUACAACGCUGGAUUUGAUGAAAGCAAAGCUAAAGGGGCGGCUGCAAGAUUCAAACCAGAUUCUAGUUCAGAACACGACUCGUCGUGGACGUCCUUCGAUCAUUCUGCCUCUAAAGGAAGUGAGCGACAGGUUGCAGAUACAGGUUAUCCGCAGCAGCAGCAGCAGCAGCAGCAGCAGCACCCAUGGAUGCCCCACCCUCCUCAGAAGGGGACCCAGUGGUCCAGCCAGCUCCCACAACACUCAAAGAUGUCUGGCUUUCCUCCACAAUCGCCUCAGCAAGUCAAAUUACCCUUCUACCUUUCCCACCAUCCCAUGCACUCUGAGGGAGCUGCCUACCAGCCCCCACACCCCCAGGGACCCAGCUACUCGUCCCAACAGCCCCAAAGCCCAGAAUUGCCCCGCUACCUAUCACAGGAACACCACCACCCUGAGUGGGAGCUCCAGAAGAUGCAACACCCUCAGUCUCCCGGCUCACCCCCACAGCAGCCCAAGUUACCCGGCCAUCCACAUCAGCAGCCCCCCAAAAUGCCGAUCUACCCUUCUCCACAACCGAAGUUACCCAGCUACCUUCCUGAGCAGCAGCAGCACCAGCAGCAGCAGCAGCAGCAGCAGCGGCACCCCAAACCUCCUGCUUUUCUGCCACAGCUGCCUCAAGAGCGGCAUCCGUCUGAGGAGUCGGGCUUCCCCACCCAGCACCACAGCUCGCCCAGUUACCCUCAACUGCCCCAAGAGUCCCAGCAGCAACAUGCUCCCAGUUACCCCGCACAGCACUCUGGAAUGCCUUACCUGCCACCCAUGCACCACCAACCACAGAUGAGCGGCUACGUGCCGCAGCAUCAUGGCAUGAACAGCUACCCGCCUCAACACAAGCCGCCCGGCUACCCCCCCCAGGAGCCGAGGCACAAAGACUUUUCCGGUUAUCCAAACCAGCGACUGCAGAGCCCUGAAGCAAGCGCUGACCUGCCACAUCAGCCCUGGCAAAAGCCCCCGUCUGAAGCAUUUCCCCCACCUCGACAGUCUCAGGCCCACAGUUAUCCAUCUGUGGGUCAACAACAACCCAAAUGGCUGCAAGGGCCCCGCCUCCCAAACCAGAAACGGCAAGCGCCACGCUACAUCCCAAAGAGGGUCCCGCAUCAUAGCUUCAUGCCCCAGCGGCCUCACGUACCGUCUUACCACGCAAAGCGGCCGCACUACCCAAACAACUGGCUGCAGAGAGGACACUGAGGAUGAGAGCGUCACUGUAGUCUUUAAAUAAAACACUUUAAUUUAUGGAGUCUCUGUGCAGGAUUGAUUAAAAAGAUCAACUUUUUUCCAAA